AUGGGGUGUUCACUAUUUAUCUUUCUAACCAUUUUUUUAAUGGUUUUAGUUUCAAGCCCAAAAAGUGUUUGUGGAAAUGCUGAGCUGAAAGCACUUAUGGAUUUGAAACAUAGUUUAGAUCCAGAAGGGCAUUUUCUCUCUUCAUGGUCAACAAAUGGUAACCCUUGUGACAAUUCCUUUGAAGGUGUUGCUUGUAAUGAAAAAGGCCAAGUAGCAAAUGUUUCAUUGCAAGGAAAAGGGCUUUCUGGUAAACUAUCACCAGCCAUUGCUGAACUUAAGCACUUGACAGGACUCUACUUGCAUUACAACUCUUUGUAUGGUGAGAUACCAAGAGAAAUUGCUAACUUGACUGAGCUUAGUGAUUUGUACUUGAAUGUGAAUCAUUUGUCUGGUGAAAUCCCAUCCGAGUUUGGCAAAAUGGAGAGUCUACAAGUUUUGCAGCUUUGUUAUAACCAGUUAACAGGAAGCAUACCGACUCAGCUCGGCGAUUUGAAGAAGCUUAGUGUUCUUGCUCUACAGUCAAACAAAUUAGCCGGAGCUAUCCCUGCUAGUUUGGGUGAGUUAGGAAUGUUGAUGAGGCUAGAUUUGAGCUCUAAUAAUCUUUUUGGUUCGAUUCCAACAAGGCUUGCUGAUGCUCCUUUUCUUCAAGUUCUUGAUGUUCACAACAAUACCCUCUCCGGAAAUGUACCUCCUGCUCUGAAGAGACUAGAUGAUAAAUUUGUGUAUGAAUACAAUUUGGGACUAUGUGGAGAAGGAUUUUCAUCCUUGAAAGCUUGCAAUGCUUCAGAUCAUGCCAAUCCAAACAGGCCUGAACCUUAUGGAGCAGGAGUUGGUGUUACGCAAAAAGAAAUUCCAGAAACUGCAAAUAUAAAGUUGCCUUGCAAUACAACACAGUGCCAAAACUCAUCGAAAUCCAAAAAAACAGUGUCUAUUACCGUUGGCUUAGUUCUGGCGACAAUUGCAGUGUCAGCAAUAGGCAUUCUAGCUUUCACAAUGUAUCGUCGGCGGAAGCAAAAGCUUGGUAGUGCCUUUGAUAUCACCGAAAGCCGUCUAAGUACUGAUCAAACCAGAAGUAUUUACCGGAAAAACGGAUCUCCUUUGGUUAGUCUUGAAUAUGCUAAUGGAUGGGAUCCUUUGGCAGAUAGCAGACAUUUCAACGGAGACAAGCAAGAUAUGUUCUCGAGUUUCCGGUUCAACUUGGAGGAAGUGGAAUCUGCAACUCAGUAUUUCUCCGAGUUGAAUCUGUUGGGUAAGAGCAACUUUAGUGCAACAUAUAAAGGAGUUCUAAGAGAUGGAUCUAUUGUCGCUGUUAAGAGCAUUAGUAAAACUAGUUGCAAAUCCGAUGAAGGUGAGUUUUUGAAGGGGUUGAACAUUUUGACAUCAUUGAGGAAUGAUAAUUUGGUUAGGUUGAGAGGAUUUUGUUGUUCGAGGGGACGAGGGGAAUGCUUCCUGGUUUAUGAUUUUGUUUCAAAUGGAAAUUUGUCGCGAUACCUUGAUGUUAAGGAAGGCGAAGGUGAAGUCCUUGAAUGGUCAACUAGAGUUUCAAUCGUAAAAGGAAUUGCUAAAGGCAUAUCAUAUUUGCAUGCUUACAAAGCAAACAAACCAGCUCUUGUUCAUCAAAACAUCUCAGCAGAGAAAGUCCUCAUUGAUCAGCGACAAAAUCCAGUACUCUCUGAUUCCGGCCUAUAUAAGCUUCUCACCAACGACAUUGUCUUUUCUUCACUUAAGGGCAGUGCUGCAAAAGGUUACUUAGCUCCAGAAUACACCACCACAGGCCGGUUCACAGAAAAAAGCGAUGUCUACGCAUUUGGGAUCCUUCUUUUCCAAAUACUCACAGGGAAGCAUAAGAUCACUAGCUCAAUGCGUCUUGCUGCAGAAUCCUUCAAAUUCCAAGAAUUCAUCGACCAGAAUCUCCACGGAAGAUUCUUCGAAUACGAGGCGGCUAAACUAGCAAGAAUGGCAUUGCUUUGCUCCCAUGACUCUCCCUUUGAGAGGCCAACUAUGGAAGCUAUUGUUCAAGAACUUGCCAAUUGUAGCAGUUGUCUUUGA
Messenger RNA from Lathyrus sativus (Indian pea), 2049 nucleotides. The record is from the annotation of a GenBank genome assembly. NCBI's taxonomy places the organism in Eukaryota, Viridiplantae, Streptophyta, Magnoliopsida, Fabales, Fabaceae.